Atta colombica is the source of this 920-nucleotide messenger RNA. It is a transcript of the gene Rala, whose product is annotated as ras-related protein Ral-a. Gene Ontology annotation, cellular component: plasma membrane. The record is from RefSeq and is a predicted model, not a curated record. Lineage: Eukaryota; Metazoa; Arthropoda; Insecta; Hymenoptera; Formicidae. Gene Ontology annotation, biological process: Ras protein signal transduction. The coding region runs from base 245 to 850 and encodes 201 amino acids. Gene Ontology annotation, molecular function: GDP binding; GTP binding; GTPase activity. The transcript has 6 exons.
CUUUCGCGCGAAUGAGAUAACGAAAAGAAAAGGAACUGGAGUAAAUUAAAGCACAGUCACAAUACAAGGAUAUAUAAGUCUUUUGAAGUAUCCUUCUAGUUUCUUUCGUUUUCUCCACAUGUCUUUUAAGUAUUUCUCGUUUGAUUAUUUCACGUGAGCGAAAAUAGCGGUGAAUCUUGAAGAGGAACAGCAUGUGCUGAGUGGUAGGCGUAUAAUUUAUUUUGAUUAAGUAAUUAUCUCAAAAAUGUCGAAGAAACCAGGAGCUACCCAAGCAAUGCAUAAGGUCAUAAUGGUUGGAAGUGGAGGUGUUGGAAAGUCUGCUCUGACGUUACAAUUCAUGUAUGAUGAGUUUGUUGAAGAUUAUGAACCUACAAAAGCUGAUUCCUACAGAAAGAAAGUUGUAUUAGAUGGAGAAGAGGUACAAAUAGAUAUCCUAGAUACUGCAGGACAAGAAGAUUAUGCAGCGAUUCGUGACAAUUACUUUCGUAGUGGGGAAGGGUUUCUUUGUGUAUUUUCGAUAACAGAAGAUGAUAGCUUUCAAGCUACACAGGAAUUUAGAGAACAAAUUCUCAGGGUAAAAAAUGAUGAGAACAUUCCAUUUUUAUUAGUGGGAAAUAAAAGUGAUUUACAAGAAAAAAGAAAGGUUAGUUUAGCCGAAGCUCAAGCAAGAUCUCAACAAUGGGGUGUUCCUUAUGUGGAAACAAGUGCUAAAACAAAAGAAAAUGUAGACAAGGUAUUUUUCGACUUGAUGCGUGAAAUAAGGUCACGCAAAAUUGAAGAUAAGUCAGCAAGCAAUAAUCGAGGUAAAGACCGUACCAAGAGGAAGAAAAAGAAGUGCAUUAUUCUAUAGGUAUUCUUUGAUUUAAUGAGAGCAAUAGCUGCUCGCAAGGCACAGGAAAACCAAGGAGAUGGGAGUGAAC